GCGUUUCAUAUUUCUAACAUCAGUUCUGGGUUUUAUUGCGCGAAUUGAUGCGUCUUUUUGGGACCGCGCCCUGCAUCACCAUGGUGAACCUCUGCUGCCUCUGCUGCGGUCAACUCCCGGCGGAACCCCGCCCCCCUCCGCCCCGCCAGCCUGGAGCACCGCGGGAUUCCCGCACCGCACCGCAGCAUCAUCACCAGCUGCAGCUGCAGCAUCACCAGCUGCAGCAGCAACAGCCUGCUGGACCAGAAUCUGAUGCGGGUCUCAGCGGGACCCGGAAGGAGGAUGCAAACGGAGGGAAGAAGGACUCCGCGGAAGAGGCGCCCAGUGUUCCCAGUGUUCCCAGUGCUGCUGAGGAAGAAGAGCAGGAGGAAGACUCACCUGCAGACAGCGAUCUUCCUGAAGUGCAGCGUCCAGUCCAGCAGUCCCUGGGCGCCUGCGUCUGCCGGGAGUCCCACUGGCGCUGCCUUCUGCUCUCCGUCCUCAUGAUCAGCUGCCUGGCUGCGCUGGCUUGGUGUCAGCUGACACGGGUCACCAAGAUCAGCUUCACCUCCAACUUCCCCUCCACCCUGCGGAGCGGCGGACACUCCAUGAUCUACCACGACAGCCCGUGCUCCGACGGGUACGUCUACAUCCCUCUGGCCUUCCUGUUGCUGCUCUACGGGUUGUACAUGGUGGAGUGCUGGCACUGCAUGGCCCGGAACCAGCUGCAGUCCAAAGCGGACGUGCACAGCGUGUACGAGCGCGUGCUACGUAUGCGACAGGCACAGCCUUGCAUUUGGUGGAAGGCCAUCAGCUACCACUUCGUCAGACGGACGCGGCAGGUGACAAGGUACCGCAAUGGGGAUGCCUACACCACCACGCAGGUGUACCACGAGCGGGUCAACACCCACGUGGCGGAAGGGGAGUUCGACUACGCCCACUGUGGGAUGAAAGACGUGUCGCGGGAACUUACGGGCCUGGAGGGUCACCCCACAACCCGCCUGCGCUUCACCAAGUGCUUCAGCUUCACGGAGGCCGGCCCAGAGAACGACUACCUCAACCAGAGGUCCCGGUUCUUCUCCGAAACAGAAGGUCUGGACGACUACAUGGAAGCUCGGGAGGGGAUGCAGCUGAGGAACGUGGACUUCCGGGACAACAUGAUUGCCUGCGUCGACCCGGACCAGAUGCCGUGGUACACGUCUCGGAUGGCCUUCUGGUUGGCGGCGCUGUUCAUGCUCUCCUGGCCUCUCAGAGUCUUCAUUGAGUACCGAACGGCAUACGUCCAUUACAGAGUGGAGAAGCUGUUUGGGUUGGAGUACAUCUGCAGCCGUCCGUCCCCGCUAAACGAAGAUAGCUGCGGUAUUCCCAGAGUGGACACCCUGGAUAGCACGGAGAUGGAAUGGCACAUUCGCUGCAACCGCCAGCUCAUCCCCAGCUACUCAGAGGCCAUGCUGAUCAGCGCCAACACCUCGACCUCCGCCUCCUCCACCCGCUUCUUGUUGGACCCCGGAGCUCCCCAGAACCGGGACGAUGGUUCAGGAGGUAGGAGGAGGACGGUUGCCAGCUCCAGCUGCUCCUCAGGGUUCUCCUGCCACGGAGCGCUGCUGCUGUCCCGCCUCUCCUCCGACACGUCCCACGUGUCGCUGUGCCGCAUGUACGGCUCCCGUCGCACUGUGGCUCCACGGAGGAGCCGCAGCAGCAGCUUGUCGGACCCCUGCUGCCUGGACGAUCAGUGCUGCAGGUCCGACUCCAGCCAGCUGGCGCUCAGCGACAGUCCGCCGACCUACAGGGACGCCCGGUUCUUCCCAGCUCUCAUCGUCCACUGGUCUGAGUCUGGGGAGGACAGAAGGCGGUAUUACAUCAGGAGAGGGUCAUCAUGUGUGGAGACGGCAUUGUAGACAAACUGGACCCAAAAAUUAAAGUGCAACUAGCUCCUUUGUGAAAGCUUAGCCAAAAAACUCCAGUGAAGUGGGCGGAGCCAAUACAUUUUAUGGGGCGUGUCCAAAUGAAGGGAGGAGCUGAGGGUGAUCAACUGUUGCUGACUUACUGACUUUCCCACUAUAUCUUAUGUUUUAGAGACUUUUAUGGUGACGACAAGCUAGCUAAGAUUAUACUGAACAGAGAACGACUUCCUCAGAGAAGCUCAGAGAAAAAUGUCCAAAAAAUGGCAUAGAAACUGAAUACAUUGCUCCUGCAGGAACAAUGUAUUCAGUUUAUCAGCAACAAAUCGCUGACCUGGAGGUCAGUUCCUCUUUAAGACGCUGGUUGUUGGACAUGCGUCACUUUUACUGAGAAAAACCUGAAAACUGAGGCAAGAAUUUUCAUGCAGACCAAAUGCAACUAAUUUUCUCCUGAUGAACAGAGAAAUACUUGAAGUGAAGAUGGAUGAAAUCAGAACAAUCCUGGAGGAAAACCUGUUGUGGGUGUGAAUACUUCUGUAAGCCAUGGAUCCCUAAAAUGUUGCUACAUUAACAGAGGAUCAAACUGAAAUGCAUCCAAAUGCCUGCAGGUGCAGGAACCUCCAAUGUGUCACUGCAUGAUCCUCCUUUACCAGCAUGACUCAGUUCAGUUCAGCAGUUUGUAACUUUCUCUGUUCUGCAGACAAAGUUAAGGAAAUAUUAAAAACACU
This is a messenger RNA of Poeciliopsis prolifica (blackstripe livebearer), 2608 nucleotides long. RefSeq names its product transmembrane protein 151B-like. NCBI's taxonomy places the organism in Eukaryota, Metazoa, Chordata, Actinopteri, Cyprinodontiformes, Poeciliidae. The coding region runs from base 48 to 1877 and encodes 609 amino acids. The record is from RefSeq and is a predicted model, not a curated record. The transcript is spliced from 3 exons.